Molecule: messenger RNA, 1365 nt
Organism: Diplodia corticola
Lineage: Eukaryota; Fungi; Ascomycota; Dothideomycetes; Botryosphaeriales; Botryosphaeriaceae
Product: rna 3-terminal phosphate cyclase
Exons: 1
Coding region: 1-1365 (454 amino acids)
Biological process (GO): RNA processing
Cellular component (GO): nucleus
Molecular function (GO): RNA-3'-phosphate cyclase activity
Source: RefSeq, a predicted model, not a curated record
AUGGCGUGCAUUGAUGGAACAACGCUGGAGGGCGGCGGCCAGCUUCUCCGCAUCUCGGUGGGCCUGGCUGCUCUGACGGCCGAGCCCAUCCGCAUCACCCGCAUCCGAGCAAAUCGCAGAGGCAAGAGCGGGCUGAAGGCACAGCAUCUCUCUGCCGUCCAAUGGCUAGCCCUCGCCAGCAGAGCCAUCUCCGCGGGUGCUGAGCAGCAGAGCCAGACCCUCGACUUCUUUCCACGUGCCGACGUCCGCGGCGAAAUCAAGUCUCCUCAGAAAGCCAACAUCAUCGACAUCGGCAGCGCUGGAAGCAUUGGCCUCGUCUUCCAAGCCGUGCUCCCUUUCAUCCUGUUCUCCGGCCGCCCGUCAAACAAGCCAUUCGCAAUAACCAUCCAUGGCGGAACCAACGUGUCUCUUUCACCCUCAUACGACUACAUCCAUCAGGUCCUCCUACCCACCUUGUCCCUCAUCGGCCUGCCGCCCAUCACAGCAAACCUCCACCAAAGAGGCUGGAUGCGCGGCCCCAAAGGCUCCAUCACCUUCACCGUAACCUCCAUGCCCCGUUCCCAGACCCUGCCGCCCUUCCGCCUCGAGAACCGAGGGCCCAUCGGAUCCAUAACCGCCACCAUCCUUGCCCCAUCAUACUGCCAGGGCCAAGCCGAGCGCAAACUGCACAGCGUGCUCGCCGCCAGCUUCCCCCACCUCGACCCCCAGGCGGGCGCCUUCGCCGUGACCUUUGAGAAGAGCUCACACAAGGACCUCUACCUUCUCCUCGUCGCGACGUCGUCGACCGGCCACAGGCUCGGCCGCGACUGGCUGUACAACGAGAAAAUCACCGCCGUGCCCGCCGCUGUGGACAGGCUGAUUGAGCGCGUCGCUCGAGAGUUGGUCGAAGAGGUGAGGCAUGGCGGUUGCGUUGAUGCGUACCUGCGCGACCAGCUCGUCGUCUUUCAGGGGCUGGCGGACGCGGAGAGCUUCGUGGAUGGCGGCCGGGAUGAGCAUCGAGGGGGAAAUGUCGCGCCGAGUUUGCAUGCGCGCACGGCGGAGUGGGUGGUUGAGAAGAUUUUGGGUGCGCGGUUCGAUGGGGCCGGAGGGUGCCGAGGUGUGGGUUUCAAGGCGGGCGAGAGGUAUUCGGAGAGGGCAAGGGCGGGUGGGGAGAGGUGUGUUCGCAGGGCGGCGAGUCUGGGGUCCUUGAAAGAUCGAAAAACACUGUUCGGCUUUGGAGACGAGGUUGUGGCUGGAAGGGCACUUCGUAGAUCGAUGACCUUCGAUGGUGAGAGCAGCCGGAGCUGGGGGAGUCGAUUUGAUACUGUCGAGUCGCCAUCUUUCAACCUGCCACUGCGGAGCAGAAGGCUUCCUUCAGCAUCGUAA